UAAGGUUGCAGCAGCAACAUCGCAUUUCAACGAAGGCUGUGAUUGCAAAAACUUGUGAGAAGUCUUUAAGACUGUUCAGUGCAAGAUGAACGCAUUGUGUGUGACAGUGUCUAUAAUUCCAAUAAUUUUGGUGUUCGCGGGGUUUAACCACGCUCAUGGACUAACCACUUUUGGAAAAUCCAAUAAUCAAGGGCCUGUACAAACUACAAUUGUAGGUGGAAAACCAUGUACAAAUCAAAACAAUUGUACAUUAAUCAAAGGAACAACGUGCUUACGCCAAUACUGCUUAUGUGGAGACAAUAGUCAUCCUUUGAAUGGAAUAUGUAAGGCUCAAAUUAAAGGACCCAACCAUAUAUGUCAAAAUGAUAAUGAAUGUGUGGACAACGCUGUGUGUGUAGAACCAAAAGACAAGAAAUCAAAUAAUUUCCCACCAAAUGGUAAUAAUAAUCCAAUAUUAAUAUGUCAAUGUACGGAGGGUUUAUUUCCUAAUGGAGGACAAUGUAGUGGUGCUGCAAUGAACACGAUGUUACCCGGUUUAGUAAUUUUUGUCGCAGCUUUAGCAAAGGUUUACUGAGAAGUGUGGAGAUUUUUUUAGACUCAAAUACUCUUUCACAAAAAAUAAUAAAACUGCACAAUAGAAAAUAGGAAUUGAUAGAUAGCUUUUGCUUCGAUUUUGAACUGUUUCCGUCCAAAAAAAUUUUCGUACUGCGUUAAUGUAUAGGUCAUAAAAUGUGUCAAAAUUUAGUAAUCCAUCUUUUUAAUAAGAUGGAUACCACUUAGAUUUUUUCACUGUAAACGUACCUAAAAGUUUUGCUACUUGAUUUCUCGAAAUACAAUUAUAUUUUUUCUAUUAAUAAUAGAUCUACAAUUCAUUGGGUGUUUUAGAAGUUGAAAUGAGACCAUGCGAAAAUGUAUCAUCAUCAGAAUAAAUAUUUUACUUCUAUUUGACGAUUUUAAAAUAAAUCCAAGGUAGCAAUUCUCAAUAUACAUAGAGACCCACAGAAGAUGUACCAUUCCCAAUAUGUUUGCAAUUAAUAACCUCCACUAUUCUUUAUUUUGCACCUAGCUAAAUUGUAUACCUAUUGUCUAUACGUACCCCUUUUUCAACUAAAUAUAAUACUAUACUCUGCGCAAAUCCUUAUUUGUUAAUUAGUUUUUUUUCUCACAUAAAUAAUUUUUUCAUGUAAUACCUGCGAGAUAAAGAAUAAGUAAUAUUUUUUUAUUUAUUUUUUUUUUUUCACCAAUUAACAUAAACAGUAGCGAGACGUGGGCCCUCGCCAACGACCCCAGUGUGGGGCUUCCAGACUCAACCACAGCCGACCAAUCAAGUUUAUCACCGUUACGCUUUAAAAUUAGCGUUAUAACUUUAAAAACAUAUUUGUGUACCGUAACUGCGACUGCAAGGCCGUUGUAACUACUUUCAACGGAAAAUCAAAGUGAAUCUUGGUUUUAUAGUUAGGUUAGGUUAGGGUGGUCUAACCCAUUUGCGGACAAAAACAAUUUGAUUUGUUCAAUAUUAAAAUAUUCUAUCGCGGAAUAAAACAAGUUUUGUAAUUGAUUCAAACCAGAUAUAUAAACUAGAGGAUUAAUUCUUUUUUGGCGAUUACACAGAUUCACAAAAUUGAAUAAAAUAUGAGCUGAGGAUUAGAUCAUAAUUUUUUGGGUCGUUUGAGAAUUAAUGAGCUAAAUUUUGAGAAAACCUAUAAACCAACAAUUACAAUCACACUGUCAUCCUUCGAGCCUUCCAUAGAUUCAUUUAUAACUCGAAAAAUCAGAUAGUGUUAUGGAAAUGUUGAUGUCAUGGUAGGUUUUAGAAUAUCCCAUUUUUAACCAUGUCUGCUAAACUCAACCUCGAUGCUUUAACUAUUUCCGUAGGCUAGAAAGAAGCAGUUUUCUUUAUGUGGGAUGCAAUAUUAUAGGAAUGUACAUCGGAAAAGCCUGAUUGUUUUCAGAUUCUUGGAAUGAUUUCAAAUUACUGUUGUUAAAAAUAUAAAUAAAAACGAAAUAAAAAAUUGACUUGUUUACGGCUUCGAUUAGAUUACUUUAAAUUUCAUUGUCAGCCCCAAAAUUAGUCUAAUUCCUAGCACAUAUUUAAUAUAAAUUGUUUCACGAAAUCUCACAUGUAAUUUUUUUUACUUAUUUCAAAAAAGUUUUAAACCAUAAACAGAAUAAAAGAUCUUUUUGAUACAAUUUGUCACAAGCCCCACUCAAUCUCUCCCUGUUCUUUAGAAUGGAAAUAAUUAACUGACAGUUCAAAGAGUCCAGGAGGACCGAAAACUAUUCUUUGGUGUGUAUUAAGGAUUGUAUAUCGUGUACUCAUGUCCACUGCCUGAUGCUUCGCAGUUAAGAUCUUUUCUUUCUUCCGAUCCCUCUCUUCUUCUUCGUUUUUCAAUCUAGCCGUCCAAGGAUUCUACGGCGCAGCCACAUCUCGAAAGCCUCCAACUUGUUAAUCGCAGUCGUCUUCAAUGUCCAGCCUUCCAUGCCGUAGACAAGCACCGACCAAACGUAGCACUUCACGAAAGUCAGUCGUAGGUUAAGAUCAAAAUCGGGACAACUAAGCACUCUUCGAAACCUCAAGAAUGCCUGUCUGGCUUGUUCAAUACAUUUUAUUUAUUUCUAUGUCUGAUGCUCAGUCUUCAAGGAGCCAGAUUCUCAGAUAUUUGAAUUUAUCCACCCUCUCUAAGGGCAUGUUAUGAUAGCGUUUUCAAACAUAUCUGUGUUUCUUGAAAUAAUCAUAAAUUUUGUUUUUUUUGUUAUUGAUGUUUAGGCCCAUUGAUCAGUUGUUGUAGGUCAUGCAUAUUAUCAAAAUUAUUUAUUAUUUAUAUUGUUAAUCCACGUCCGACUAACUUUGAUUCCCAUUUAUAUAUCCUCUAGGGCCUCAUGAAAAAUUGCUGCUGAAUAUAAAUGGGAGUGGAGUCAAAAUGCAUCCUUGUCGCACCCCCCCUUUUGAUUUGUCGGACAUACUGUUGUCUAGUUUUAAUUGCGCUUUAGGGUUCCAGUAUAGGUUUUCAAUGCAUCGGAUAUCUUUCUGAUCUAUAUCGAUCCUUUUGAGGAGCUGCAUUAGUUUGUGGCGCUGUACGUGAUUGAAUGCCUUUUAAUAAUCUAUGAAACAGAGGCAAACGUUCUUUCUCUUGUCAUAGCAGUUCUGCACAAGCGACUAUUGCCUUUCUUGUGCCUAACCCUUGCCUAAACCCAAAUUGUGAGUCAUUUAUGUCUCUUUCACAAUUUCGGAAUAUUCUUUGGUGUAUGAUUUUAAGAAAUAUUUAUAUGGUACGGCUCAUCAGGAUCAUAAGUCUAUGGUCUUCGCAUCUUUGAAAUUUUUUUUUUAUUUUUACUUUUUUAUUAUAUUCAUAUACAUAAAUUUCUUUAAUUUCUUAGACCUUUUGAUAUAUUAAUGCAUCUAAAUGUUCUUUAUUUUAGGUCACUUCUGUUUUAAAAUUAGUUUUUUUUCCAAUCGAAAAUGUUUUCAUGAAAAAAUUGAUUUUUCCUUAGUCCUUACAUGUCAAAUAUGUAGCAGUACUUCAAUCAAUAAAAUUAUUUGUAGUUUUAUUAUAAUUUACAAAAUAGAUCAAUAAAUUUUACUCAAAUUAUUUAAGUCUUUUUUAUCAUUUAUAGCUAUUUCGUUCUUAUGAAUGUAAACCAUUUCUAAAAAUUCUCUUUUUCGUGUAUUUUUUGAUAUUUCAUGGUUCGUUACCGCAGUAUUCUUUUUUAUAUCGUAUUGAUGACUUCUUAGUCUAUUUUCUAAAUCCUGAGAUGUUUGCCCUAUGUAGACAGCAUCACAAUUAGUACAAGUACAUUAUUACUUCUUUUGUGGUGGUUUUUUUGGUGUUUUAGAUUUCUUUUUAGUGAAAUAUUUGGAUAAAGUAUUAUAUCCUUUAUAACUCUAAUAUCAUAUUUAUUCAGUGUCAAUAUCAUAUUUUGAUAAAGACUUGAAGAAAAGUCGAAACUUCAAUCGAAUCUUCUAAAAAUUAUUAAAAAAACUAAUUUUAGAACAAAAGAGACCUAAAAUCAAGAACAUUUAGAACCAUUUAUAUAUUUAUUAACCUUAUCGCGAAAAGUCUUAGGACUUUUUUUAUUGGUAUAUAGAAUAGAAAAAAAUAAUAAUUUGUUUGGUUGAAAGAUAACAAUUUCUUUUUGUUAUUGUUUAAACAAUUUCGGCUUAAACAAUAUGACACGGGGUUGUUUCAUAGUAACAUGCUUGUAUAUCAUAAGUAGGGCAAUUUGAAGAGAAUAGCAUGAAAAAAUUGAGGUGGAAUAAUUACUCCUGGACUAAAAAAUCUAAGGUUUUAUACCAACUGAUGUGAAUCUAAUACAAUUAACUUCGCUUUGUAGUUAUUGUGUGCUUUUAAACAAGAUAUUUAUUUCGAUAUGUUUUUAAAUUUCAAAAAUAAAAAAUUGGGUGCAUUAAAAAGUA
Messenger RNA from Diorhabda carinulata, 4414 nucleotides. RefSeq lists its product as uncharacterized. The coding region runs from base 86 to 574 and encodes 162 amino acids. The transcript is spliced from 4 exons. NCBI's taxonomy places the organism in Eukaryota, Metazoa, Arthropoda, Insecta, Coleoptera, Chrysomelidae. The record is from RefSeq and is a predicted model, not a curated record.